UGACAUGAUCCUGUGUUAUCUGUGGUAGCGUACCAGUACAACCACCUUUAUCGUCCUGAAACAACAACUUCACAGGCAUACAGGGGCGGCUAGCUAUGACACAGGACGACUUGACUACUAGCUAGUUUAAUAGCCAGCCUGUGGACAUAGGACUUCAGUUGCAACAGUAAAUUCAGGGAGGGACCUCGAAACAGUCCAUGGUAUGUAGCCAAUGUCGUCCCCUGUGGAUAUUUGGUUGUAUGGAGCACGACACCUUCUUUUCAUGUGUUGCGAACCAUGAAAAGUUACUUCAAAACAGAAAGAGGAAGUGACACAAUACAAGUACUCAUUUCCUCGAUACGUCGGUGAAGGUAAGACGUCCAGCUCAGAAUGACUCCGAAAUCCAAAACGCGCCUCGUAAUCAUUCUGCUGCUGCUACUGGUGGCGGUGGAGUUUUCUGGGGGGUGGCGGCGGCGUCGGAGAAGGCGGGUGUGUCAUGUGGUGCACUGCGCCUGGGGCCCGUGGGGCAGCUGGGGCGGCUGCACGGCACCCUGCGGGAACUCUGGCACCCGAACCCGGACCAGGGGGGUCGCCCAUCACGCUCAGUGUGGCGGGGCGGGCUGCGCGGGACCGAGCUCACAGACGGAGCCGUGUAACCGGUUCUGUAACAAUGGCGGGACUCCGUACGCCUCUCACUGUGCAUGUGAAGGUGACUACUGGAACACCUGCUGUCAAUCAGCCUGUAGUCCGAUCAGCCACUGCGCCAGUCUGAGCUGUACCCACGGCAGUAACCAGCAGUGUGUGCGGUGUGACGGAGACUUCGGGGUCCUGGGACAGGCCUACCACAACCUGGGAACCAGCUGUAGAAAGGCCUGUUCGUGGCGUGAGGACAGCAACAGCUGUUACCCAGGGACCUGUGCGUCAGGUGUUCAAUCCUGCACCUGCGCACCUGGCUUUGGAGGGCCGCACUGUCGCACAGUCCUGCAGGGUCCAGCAUUUCAUGACUGUUCCUAUGAACUGACAGGCAACAAUGGGAUUGCCACUUCACACGGCAGUUGCAGCCGCUCCAGUGAGGACGGUGACGCAGCCCACAUCAACAUGGCGCACGUGGAGCGGAUCAGAGUCAGGUGGACUGCCACCUUCCAGCCUCCCAACCUCCCUGCCCCUCCGGUCUACGUAAAAAGUAUGGCUCUCGGCAUCAUAGAGGGAACCAUUGCCGUGUCAUUGCAAAACGAGACAGAUAUGACUGCUUCUGCCACCACAACCUGUAGCACAGCCAUAGGCAGAGGGACAGCAGAUGUACCAGAGCAGGGCGUGUUCACCUGUGAGGAGGACAUCUCGGUGGAAUGGACUGCCUCCAACGGACAAGGGAUCCAAAUCCUCCUGAUGGCCACAGCCGGAGGAAACGUUCACCUGUACGAUCGGGACGACAACAGCACAGUGAAGGUCAAGUACUUCACCGCUCUCCAAGCGAACCACACGGCUGACAUCAUCUUCGGCAUCGAGGCACCAUCACCAGAAGGUACAGAAGGCCGUACUGACAUCCCCUGGGUCCUGUACGGUGGGCUUGCUGCAGGAGUUGUCCUCUUCCUCAUCAUCACUGUGGCCGUCUGCUGCUGCUGCUGCUGUAGGAAGGGCCAGACGAAUACCGGGCAAACCCCCUCCCCAAACUGCAACAACGCCUACAGCCACGACAUAUACGAUAACGCUGGGGGUGCAUCCACGGCUAGCGGGGACUCUUAUAAUUAUUACCUCCGGCCUUUACCUCCCACCCCAGGCAAUGUGCCUCCUAAGAGAGUCAAUGUGCCUCCUAAGACAUUAGAGAAAAAUACUGAGUAUGAGGAAGUUGACGAUCGUUAUCAAGCGCUCAAGCCUCGCAAUACUGACUACCAGGGGCUGAAACCUCGUGGUCAUGAUUAUCAGGGGCUCAAGCCUCACUAGACAAGGGAACCUAUUAGGCUCUUACUUCUAAUGCAUGCAUCUUUCACAUAACCUGAUGAUCUGUUGGACAGCUGACGUAACAUCAUAUGGUACAUCUGUUCAUCAGAUAGCCCUAUUUCUAAUUACGUAUAUGAUUUAUAAUACCUAUCCAGGUGGCAAUGCGAAGACAACUGUAUUUAAUGUUAGAAAUAGUUCAUAAUACACUUUUCUCUUUUCAAUG
Messenger RNA from Branchiostoma belcheri (Belcher's lancelet), 2140 nucleotides. RefSeq lists its product as uncharacterized. The transcript has 9 exons. NCBI's taxonomy places the organism in Eukaryota, Metazoa, Chordata, Leptocardii, Amphioxiformes, Branchiostomatidae. The coding region runs from base 370 to 1920 and encodes 516 amino acids. The record is from RefSeq and is a predicted model, not a curated record.